AUGUUGGUAUCACUGGGUACAAACAGUAUAGCCGUCGAACCGUUUUCGCCCUGCGCCGUGUUUCUGUUUUUUCUGACUUUUCCUUCUGUUUCCUCUUUUCACCUUUUCCUCUUUGUCGCCUGUACUUUGUCUUACCCGUUUCACCCUCCGUUAUGCCGACAAUUACGCGAGUGCUACUUGUGAAACCCGAAACAAGAGAAAUCUAUGUGUGGAAUCGCCGAAAGAUGAGGCUGGAAUGUAUUAAAGCCCUCCAUUAAACCUCUUUGACACACAACGCCUUUAAGAAAAAGGCGAAAUGGUGCGGGUCACAUGUCUCCUAGCUCUCCUCCUCGUCACAAUAGUCAAAGCAAAAAUAGGUUAUUUUUGGCAUAUUACUGACAUCCAUUAUGAUGUCAACUACUCUACCAAAGGGGACCCUAGAAGAAAUUGUUGGAGGACGGACGGUUUGCCAAAUAGAAGACCAGGCCGUUUUGGCGAUUAUAACUGUGAUUCACCAUGGGCUCUUGUAGAAUCUGCUGCCAAAGCGAUGAGGGCAAAGCACGGCGAUAAUAUCGAGUUCGUUUUGUGGACAGGUGACGGUCUUUCUGGGACUGCUAGCGGUCGUUCUUCAGACAUGCAGGUCCACGCCUUGCAAAACCUCACGCACCUACUUUCUUCCACCUUCUCGUCGCAGUUCGUUUUUCCUGUUCUGGGACACAAUGAUCCUGGAUCCAAUCCGGGAGAGAGGCUCGGAUUUAAGGACGUAGGCCAUUUCUGGAGGCAAUGGCUUCCGACUGAAGCAAUCAACACUUUCAACAAAGGUGGCUAUUACACAAUUGAACAGAAAGAGCAAAAAUUGAGGAUAGUGGCUUUGAACACGAACCUCUACAUGGGGAUGUACGCAGGUGACGAUCCAUACGGCCAGUUCUUCUGGCUGGAAGGCGUCCUUUUGAAAUCUCAAAGAAAUAAAGAAACGGUAUAUAUCGUUGGCCAUAUGGCUCCCGGAGCUGACGAGCGGCAGCCCGAAGCCCUGCCGCAUUUUCAAGAAAACUACAGCAGGAGAUUUCUCAGGCUGAUCAGAAAAUAUUCGGACAUCAUCGUCGGCCAAUUUUUCGGCCAUCUGCACUCCGACACGUUCCGGGUAGUCUACAAUGAAAUGGGUCGGCCUGUUAAUUGGAUGCUUCUAGCACCUGCGCUUUCUCCAAGAAGGAUAUCGAGUGGCCCUAACAAUCCUGGAGUGCGCCUUUACAAAUUUGAAACUAGCACUGGACAAGUUUUGGACUUCACCCAGUACUACCUCGAUCUCAAUAUGGCCAACCAGAAGGAAAGCUACGCAGAAUGGCAACAAGAAUACAACCUGACUUCUUAUUACGGGCUAACGGAAGUCACGGCCAAAUCCCUGCACGAACUCUCAUCGACGUUCACCGAGCACAAUUCCCCGCUUUUUGCCAGAUACUACGAAGCAAACGCUGUCCGGUUGUACAGCAGCCCUCAGAACGGCGGCUGCGACGCCAGCUGUGCCCAGACCCAUUUCUGCGCCGUGACAAGGCUGGAAUUUUCAGAAUUUCGCCACUGCCUGGAAGCAGCUGCAAGCGCGCUGGCUUCCCUCGCCCCAAGCACGUCUUACGUCUUUUCCGCUCCUGCCCUUCUCAUCAGCCAACUUCUCAUCUACUACUUGUACAUCACUUGAUGGGAAAGCAUCGCCUAAACAGGGUGGGAUUGACGUGAAGUAUGUGUUUUUGUGUACCAACUUGACCCGUCUGAACCUGCCCGGUCUGCCAUAUUUCAGUUCUAAAAUAUUUUAAUUGAAGUAUCUAUUUUUGUGUAAUUUAUAAGGGAUAGGCCUUAAGGUGAUAUAAAUUUAUACUAUGGAACGUAAUUUUUAAAAAAAUUAAAAACCUCUCCCUUUCAAGUUCAAAUCCAUUAAUGUAUUUUUUAUACUGGACUUCCAAACAGGCAUGUUCACUCAAAUAACUCGAUAAGGCCUCAUUAAAAAUUUAAGCUUUUUUCAAACUGAAAUACCAAAUAUUUUCAGACUAUUCCAAUUUUUAAUUCGUAA
Messenger RNA from Cimex lectularius (bed bug), 2038 nucleotides. Its product is annotated as acid sphingomyelinase-like phosphodiesterase 3a. Lineage: Eukaryota; Metazoa; Arthropoda; Insecta; Hemiptera; Cimicidae. Bases 296 to 1669 code for a protein of 457 amino acids. Gene Ontology annotation, molecular function: hydrolase activity. The transcript is spliced from 11 exons. The record is from RefSeq and is a predicted model, not a curated record.